AUCCGCCUCCUUCCCUCCCUGCCGGCUCAGGGAGACCAAGCGGCCGAGCGCUGCUCCGACACCCUCGCCAGCCCCCGGCCCGGCCUAGUUGAUUAACCGCAGCGCCGAAAUUGCCUACCUCUCGCUCUGGGCCCCUGCUUCAGAGGAGAGGAAUUUCCCUCAGCUUCAUCUCAUCCCUUCCUCCUCCUUCCUCUUCAUCUCUCCGUUAUUCCCUCCCUCCUCUUCUGACCCAGCGCGCCCAUUUUCUCGCUCGGCUUUUCCUCCGUUCGCAUCCCUCACCAUGAGGCUGAAGGGCCGGGGAUGCUGCUCCCCGGGCGGGAGCAGCGGAGGAGGCGGCGGCGGGGAGGAGGAGAAGCAGCCACAGCAGCCGCCCGGGCCGGCCCCUCCGCCAGUGCGGAGCCCCUUCGUGCAGCACCUGCGCUUCAGCGCCCUGCAGAAAGCCAAGAUUGCCUUCAUGACGCUGACCCUGUUCCCCAUCCGGCUGUUUUUUGCUGCUUUCAUGAUGUUGCUGGCCUGGCCUUUUGCAUUCAUCGCAUCCAUGGGACCUGUUGACAGAGAAAUAGAAAAUCCCCACUCCUGGUGGCGAAAGUUUGUGAAUGUCAUGCUGAAGGCCAUCAUGAGGACCAUGUGGCUUGCUGGGGGAUUCCACUGGGUAAAUGUGAAGGGCAGGCAGGCCUUGCCCACUGAAGCAGCAAUAUUGACUCUGGCUCCACAUUCCUCGUACUUUGAUGCUAUACCCGUAACAAUGACCAUGGCCUCCAUUGUUAUGAAAGCAGAAAGCAAAGAUAUUCCUGUCUGGGGAACUCUAAUCAAAUACAUUCGACCCGUGUUUGUAUCUCGAUCAGAUCAGGAUUCCCGCAGGAAAACAGUUGAGGAGAUCAGACGGCGGGCUCAGUCAAAUGGCAAAUGGCCACAGAUUAUGAUAUUCCCAGAAGGAACAUGCACUAAUCGAUCCUGCCUAAUUACCUUCAAGCCUGGAGCAUUUAUCCCUGGAGUGCCUGUCCAGCCUGUGAUUUUACGUUAUCCAAACAAACUGGAUACAAUUACGUGGACAUGGCAGGGUCCAGGAGCGUUGAAAAUUCUGUGGCUUACUUUAUGUCAGUUUCAUAAUUUUGUGGAAAUAGAGUUCCUGCCUGUGUAUAUACCCUCUGAAGAAGAAAAGAGAAACCCAUCUCUGUAUGCAAAUAACGUGAGACGCGUCAUGGCACAGGCUUUGGGGGUUCCAGUAACGGACUACACUUUUGAAGAUUGCCAGCUAGCUUUGGCCGAAGGACAACUUCGUCUCCCUUCAGACACCUGCCUCUUAGAAUUUGCAAAGCUUGUGAGAAGCCUUGGAUUAAAGCCAGAGAAGCUUGAAAGAGAGCUGGAUGCAUAUUCAGGAAAUACCAAGAGAAUGAAAGACAAAAGGGUCAGUCUCAAGGAGUUUGCAGAAUACCUAGAAGUCCCAGUUUCUGACACAUUAGAAAACAUGUUUGCACUUUUUGAUGAGAAGGAAGGUGGUCUGAUUGACUUAAGAGAAUAUGUCAUUGCUUUGUCAGUAGUCUGUCGGCCAUCCAAAACCUUGCAAACGAUACAGCUGGCUUUUAAGAUGUAUCAGUCAGAAACUGGAGCUCUAACAAAAGAAGAUUUAACUUGCAUUUUAAAGACUGCCAUGGGUGUUUCACAUCUUAAUGUGUCAACCCUUUUUAGAGCUAUAGAUGUCAUCGAAAGGGGGGAAAUUACAUACGAGGAUUUCCACAAGUUUGCUGAAAUGUAUCCAAACUUUGCUGAGGAGUAUUUAUAUCCUGAUCAAAUGGAGACUGAUAACUCUCCUGCUCCUAACGGUUUCUGUACAGACUUCAGCCCAGAAGCUUCUGAAGACAGAAGAAAUCACCCACAGAAGAAACUGAAUUAAUGUUAACAAUUCCAGCGUCCUCUUCUGGUGAGAGGAGUGUGUCCUGUCUUGGGCUCGUCAUAGUCACACAACUAUGUAAUCUGAAGUAUGUGAGGGGUGUGUGAGACAGAGAAGUGUGUGUGUGUGUGUGUGAGUGAGAGAGAGAGAGAGAGAGGAUUUUGCUGCAUUAAUGAGCAUCUUCAGACUUCGUGUUUGGAAGAUCUUGGUUUUUUCCAUCAGCAUCUUGGAAAGUAAAGAAUGUAAAUGAACUUUUUAUUUGUGUACUUAAAAGGAAGAUGCUUGCAUAUUUAUAUUCCAUUGUUUAGUUCCAUGUACAAAGUGUCCUACAAAGUGUGCAUGUGUAAAGAAUACUGUAGCUCCUAUGGUGUUAAGUGCACUUUGGUGAUUAGUGUUAUUCCUGUUUAGGGAAUUGUUUGGGUUCAAGUUCCGCUUUCCUUCUUCAUGUGAAGACACAGCUAUUUACUGCUGACUGUGGUCACUGGUCUUCUGAACAAGGCUAGCUCAAUUUAGCCCUUUUGUUUUCAUUUCAGUAAACAGUCAAAGGAAGAAAAGUAUGCAAAAAUAUUUUUAACUAAGGAAUUUUUAAAAUUAUUUUUCUUGUAAGAGGACUUUUUUGCCAUUCAGUUCAUGGUAGUAUUAAAAAUGGAAAGGGUGCGGUUGUUCCCUGGGUUGUGUGCAUUCUGUGCUAAAAACAUGAAAAAAAUCUGCACCAAGUAACAAAAAAUUCAAAGAAAGCUGAAUUUCAAGGUUUAUAUAAACUAGAUAGACUUCCACAUGAUAUAUAGUUCUGCUUUUCCUGAAUGUGGGCAAUGACCAAAUAAUAAAAACAAAUGAGGCAGGUGUGAGAGACACUGAGGCCCAGUGUGAUGUAGUACUUGAGAGUGUUAGCCUAGCGCCAGGAAGACCUGAGUUUGAAUCCUGGGUUAGUCACAAAGCUCACCAGUUUACCUAGGGCCUGUCACACUCUCAGCCACACCUGCUUCACAAGGUUGUUGUGAAGAUGACAUGGACAGGAAGGAACCCUUGAGUUCCUUGGAAAGAAUGGUGGGAUACAAAUUGCCCCUGACCUCUGGAAAGUCAUAUUAUUCCCACUAUAAAAAGCUGCUGAGAUUUCAUAGCCCACAUACUUUCACAUUUAUCUUCACAGCUUAAGGGCCAGAAAUGUUCAUUAAAAAGAAAAAAAAGAAAGCUAAAAUUCUCAGGAUGCUGAAUACUGCCCUAAAUUCAAACUUAUUUAAUUAUUGGGUAUGAACACAGAACACACACAGCCCUGGUCAUAUUCCUGCCUUUUCUGUUGUAUUUCACUUAGGGUUUUCUAGCAGGGGAUAAUUAAACAAGGUACAUUUUAAAAAAGCUUCAAUGGAUUUGGCUUUUUGCACAAAAACAACACAAUGCAUAAUGGAGACUGAACAGGCAUAAAAUAAACUAUUUUUAACACCAGAAGGCCAUCCGUUCUUGUGAACUGCCCUGAGACCUGUGGGUAUAGGGAAGUACACAAAUUUAAUAAAUAAUAAUAAAAUAGUCCCUCAUUUCAUUAUCAGAAAGAACGGCUGGUGACAUCUGACUCCAUAUUUUUUUUACUAUCCCUGCCUUAGUAACUUUUUCACUGCAAUACGCUUUUCAAAUCAAUGCACUGCCUCAAAUGGUCACAAAACCUCAUUGUUCUAAAAUGUGUUCUCCUAUAGUCCAUAGCUUUUCUACAGUUAAAAACUGGACAUUAAUUUUAAAAGAUAUGGCAUAAAUUACUGUAUUACAUCAGCUUUCUAACCCCCUUUUUAAUGUAUACAGAGAUCAAAACGAAGAGGACAAAUGCACCUGGAGGCGUUUUAUCUAUGAAUCUGCUUCCUUCCAAAAUGCUGUUGGGAUCCCAUAAUUCCGAGCAACUAUUUAGGUUGUUACAGGUUUGGAAGAGAAUUUUCUCCUCCUCAAAUCAAGAAAUUGCACACAUAGUUUCAAUGAGACUUGCCAUUAUGUCAGUAAAUGUUCCACUGGUACUCAUCUGAACGGUGAUUCUCCGUGGCCUGAGAACGGUCAAGGGCUCCAUCUUGGGAACAAAGAUAGGAGCAGAACUUCAGAGAAGUAGACAGCAGCUCCCACAAUCCAGUUUGCAAACUUGUGUUGUCAUUAAAAAACGGCAGAAUCCUUGGUCUGCAUCAAAGUAGCCUCAAGUUGAAGCAUUGAAACUUGAUCAAAAGUGUAUAACCUGAAGACAUUGUGCCCUAUCUGAAAUAGGGCUGAGCAAAGAAGUGGGGGAUUUUUGCUUGCUUCUCCUCACUGUAGUACUGCUUUCUGGACCCCUAAAGCUACAUCAAACUACAGGGAAGUGAAUCAGCUUUCUUUUGCUACAAAGCAGUCCACAAUUUAAUUUCCUUUGCCGUUGCAAACACACAUGCAUGCCGAAAUUAUACAGGUCUAAUUUCAAAUGUGUGAGCUUCCUUUUACAUCUCAUUUAUUCAAAUGUCAAUCAUGUUGUCUGAGAAUGCAGCAUUUAUUUCUGGCUUUCCAGCAGGAAAAGUCUUUAGGGUUGAAAAGUCUGCUUGGUGAAGGCAGGGCACAAAGUGCUGGAUAGCAAAUGGAUGCUCAUUGUUGCUUUCACCAACGACCAGUGGGCUUGAACGUGCUAAUCCUAGCAUUGCACACCCUACCACUGAAGGCUUGCAUCCAAAGUAAUUGCCAGUCGCUUUGGCAGGUCUUUGAAGGGAGACCUGUACUUUUGAAUCCAGGGUCCACCCAACACAUGGCCAGCAGAAGACAGCAAGGAAUGUGCACAGGAACAUGUCUGUUAUAGGCUGUUGUCCACUGGAACAAGAGAAGUGCUAAUUGAAAGCGGUGAUAGUGGUGUUUGGCCCAGACUCUGAUUUGAGCCACUGGCAUGCAGAGGUCAAGGACUUCUUCUAGGAACAUAACACCUGCCUUUUGGAAAGAGGCCAGAACCUAGGCCAGAACCUUGAUCUUCAAAAUGUAGUCUAGAGAGAGCAACAUCAUACCUGUUGAGGUUUCAAGAAACAUUCCAAGAUGGACCAGCUGUCGAGUCAGAGACAGGUGAUUCUUGCCUAGGUUUACAAGGAAUCCCUGGGUCUCCAACCAAGGAGGAGUCAAAGCCAUGUCACAAUGGGCCCAAGUCAGAGUGGUACAGCAAAUAAGGAGAUUGCCCUGGAAAUAGAGGUGAGCCACCAGAGCAACCAUACUCUGUGUGGAGCUCUGAGGUGCUGUAGCCAAGUAGAAAGGAAGGACCCAGUAUUGAAGAUGGUUCUGGUCAAAUGAAAACUACAAGUACUUCCUGUGACAGCAGUGAAUGGAGAUGUGCAACUAUGUUUCCUGAAAUCUAUGGGCACUAAGAAAUACAGUGUUGGAUAAAAUAUUAGGUGGAGGCCAGAGAUUGCACCCAUAACUUCUUGUAAGCGACCCACUGGUUCAGGAACUUGAAAUCUAGCAAAGUCAUCCAGGACUAGCCAUCCUUCUUUGGCAGCACAAUGAAUAUUGAAAAGGGUGGGAGACCUUAUUUGUUCUGAGCCAACAUGGGCAGUUGGGCAGGACUUCUCACCUGUCAGUCACGCAUCAUUGUGAUGUCACGUAAUUGACAGUGUCCUGCCCACUUGUCAAAAUUAUUAUGCAGGGAUUAUGGAAGUGAUGAGCAGGGGAGGAAGAAAGGGUUGUUUUGCAAGCAAAGGCAAUGCAGGAGACUUCUCCUGAGCUCUGUCUUUGCUUGCAAAUCAUACUUUUCUCCUCCCCCCUACAGGGGAAGGGGAGAAAGUUGCAUUUUGCAGCAAAGACAGGAUUGCAGGAGAAGUAUUUAGCUGCAAUAGGGAUGAAGGGAGAAAGAAACUGUGUGAGAGAAAAACCUUCUAAACUGCACCAGAAAAGAUGGAAAGAAUGGCAAAGGUGGCUGGGGAGGAAAUAAAGAGACAAGAUAAUGAAGAAAGGAAGAAGAAACCAAUGAAUUAUAAUCCUGGGGAGAAUAAAUGAAUGGGAGCUCUAAGGAACGCAUGCUGCUUCAACAAAGGUCGGAGCAAAUGAGAUUGUUAGAGGUGCCUGCUUCUACCAAGUUCUUGCUCCUACUAUUCCCCACCAGAUGGAACUGUUUCCCAAGCUGUGAUCUCAGGUCAUGGAAGAAUCUCCUGGCUUUUCAUUGAUCCAUCUUAUCUCCCACAAAACUUAUCACUCUCUGAUCUUGCCUUUCAUAUGCCUGACUGCACAUCCAGCUGCCACAUAUUUCCUCAUCCUCCACUCUGGGUGCUUCCAAACUAGGGUUAACUCUAGAAUUGCCUCUUUUUGCCCACUUGCUUUUUAUCAGGCACCUGCCAUUAAAAUGGUCAUGCUACCUUUUCUGUACUUACUCCAUUUCCCUUUUUGGAGCUCACAAAAUCCAACUUUUGGUGGGGAAGGAACAAAACAGCAGAGCAAUCUCUAGCCUUAGAAUACCUUUGUAUUUUAUUAAAUUGUAUACCACCCUUCCUCCAUAGAUCUCAGAGCAGUUACCGUCAGUUAGGUUACCGUCACAUCAUGUGGGGACACCUUCAGUGUUACUUUCCCAGUUGGUGCCAUUUUAACAACACAGUUGUUGUUUUUACUCUUUUAUUUUGGUGCAGUCUUUUGCUUUCAAGCAUUUUAAUGCAUUUGUAAAUUAUGUGUUUAGGUCCAUUGCUACAACUCCCCUCAGAAGGCUGUUGUGAUGUUCACAGUUGUGGGCAGCACAUAGCAGGGUACACACAUAGAACCAUAGAAUUCUAGAGGUGGAAGGGACCCUGAGGGUCAUCCAUUCCAACCCCCUGCAAUGCAGGAAUAUGCAGCUGUCCCAUACAGGGAUCAAACCUGCAACCUUGGUGUUAUCAGCACCAUGCUCUAACCAACUGAGCUAUCCAUGCAAACUUUUCUGCCCCUUAAAGUAUAGGAACCUUGGGGCAAUGCUGCAUGUAGAAAAGCAGUGAUUGAACAAUGCCAAAAGUAAACGCUAGCGGUGUGAAAGCUCCCAUUGUGCCGUGUAAUUUCUGACUAAUAUACAACAUGCACCAUAUGCAAUGCUAUGGGAGAAUGCCCUUUGCCUGUGAAUGACUAGAGCAGAUAUUUGUCUUAUCUCAGUGGCAAUACCAUGAAGAAUAGAAACAUCACCAUCAUCGUAUUUUUAAAAUAUUAAUUUCAGUCUGAAGAGAUACCGGUAUCAGACUUCUGGUUUAUUUACAUGCCUGCUCAGUUCAGAGACUAAAUUUCCUAUUAGUUGUGGGUAGAGAUAACAGAGCCUAUACGAAGCCUAAACAUUGUGCAAAUGGCCCUAUUGAAGCUGGUGGGGUGGUGUAUUUCAAAAUUGGGACCAAAGAACCAUGGACACUUUUGUUGUUAAGAGCUGUUAUGAUCACUUCAGUCCAGCUGCUGCUAGUGGGAACAGCUUUCGAUACAUUUCAGCUUGUUUGUGGGAUAAUGACCAUAAUAUAGAGUCCUACUUCAGUAAGUUAAGUGUCAACAGCAUUUUUAUACUGCCUACUGUCAUUUAAAUGAAUUUUAAUGUGGGGAUAUUUUUUUCACAACUUUCAGAAGCAUAAAGGUUUUUACAUAGAGUAACGCCAGGAGCUGUUGUGCUAUCAGGUUAGGUGUUUUUUUAGUUUCGUUUUUGUUUGUUUCGUUUUGCUAUUGAUCCUCUUCUGAAGAAUUGCUUUAACCUCAGCAAUCUCCAGGUCUUGCAAGGCAUGUGGAGAAGUAGGUGCUGUAGAGAACAAGAACAAAAUAACCCUGUAAUCCUCCUCAUGGAAUGCCUUUAGAACUUUCACAGGUAAAUUCCAUAUAGAGUCUGGAAUGUGUAGUAUCUUUUAUCUGAAAAUUAGGUGGGUAAAAUGGGAUUAGGAAAAAGGCAGACAAAGGCUAUUUUCAAUAGGUUCCCUAUGCAAUUAGCCCUGGAAUGAUGCCUAUUCUCCCGUCUUUCCCACUUUGCCAAAUUUAUAUAGGAAUAUGACAGCAUGUGUAAUCAUUUGCGUAAAUUUAUCUUCGUACGAUCUCAGCCAAUGUGUUACAUGUGAAUUUGGGUCAAGUGAGUUGCAUUAGAUCCCAUUUCUUGAAUUUGAAGGAUUAGAUUGCAGUGUUUGAGGCUCCCAUUGUUCUAGGUGCAUUUUGCAAUGGGGAAUUUCAUUUGCACAAGCAGUUUCUGAGCUCUGGGCACAUGCACCUGAGAUUUUAGAUUAAAACUGCAGAGUAGAAGGAAAGGAGGUCCUUUUUCUGCCUUCCCACUCUAUGAAAACUGGAGAAGAGACUUUCUUAAGAAUAUCAGGGAGGUGGGCAGGGGAAGGACUAGACCAUAUGAAAAGCUAACAUAUUUUAGCUGCAGUUCAUUCAUUUUCAGCUUUGUAUUCUUGUUAUUAAAAAGUGCACCUAGACAUUCCGCUGUUGUGCCCAUAACGUAGGUCAGGCGUCAGCAACGUUUUCCGGCUGUGGGCCGGAUCAUUCCCAUGGACGAUUGUCCGUGGGCCGGACAUGCACCGGACAUGCGCAGAAGCGAUUCCGUUGCCCACGCUGUCCAUGUCCAAAAUGUCUGCAGUGCCAGAAAUCACUUCUGCGGCUGCACAGACGCAAUUUCUGGCGCCACUCGGCGAGUCACUGUGCCGCACUGGUAUAGCGCAGUGCACAGGGGACUUACCGAGCGGGUGGCUCGGUUCACGGGCGGUCUGUGGGCCAGAUAAAUGGCCUCCGUGGGCCGCAUCCGGCCCAUGGGCCGGACGUUGCCGACCUAUAUCCUAGGUUUAAGGUGCCAUUUAGUUCCUAGCUUUCAUAUCUUAGUUUCUAACACUUCUUAGAUUGCCUCCUGAAAGCAACAAGCUUCAGGUUUUAGGGGGGGAAACCUCAGAAUUCUAGCUACCCUGAGAGUGGGGGGUGAUUCCUUGGUAAUAGUGUUCUCUGAAGUGUUGAUCCUUAGGUAGCCAAAUUAGCACCAUCCAAGCACAAGAUGGGAGGGUUGUGGGAAUAAAAGCAACAGGAACCUAAAGUACGGUAUAGCAUCCUUACUGCAUUUGUGGUGGAACAGAAAAUUGGAGUGGGUGGGAUAGAGUUUAGGAGAAAGUGUUGGUGGCAGAAACCCUGAAAAGGAACAUUCCAUCCUGCAAUGUUUUUUCAGAGUUCCAGCUCAUACCAUAGUUUAAAAGUCUGUAAUAAGCUGCCAGUGCCAUUCUUCAGCGACACACUUUAUCUCAUUCCUUCUCCCUCCCUCCCAAAUCUCCUGUUCGCUUCCCUUGGUUCUCUCCUCCAAAGGUCUGCUGGUUAAGCUGUUGGGUUUUUUUCCUUUGCCUUUGGUUUAGUUUUAAAAAGCAUCAAGGCUCAGGCUUGCGUGGGAACCACCCAUUCUGAUCUGGAAGGUUGUUGCCUUCAUACCUUGUGUGAGAUCUGGUUAUGCUUGCUCUCUUAAUUACCGUAUUCCUUCAAAUGUCUGUCUUUGAAUAAAAGCUCUCAAAGCUGACACCUGGUAAGCUCCGGCUAAAAUUAAGCAGAGCCCAGAGAAAGAGCCUUUGGGUUAAACAAUGAGGGGCUGACAUGGUAAAAAAAGGCGUUUUGCAGGGAAGUUACAAGCUGGAAUGUUUUGUGUUUGUGAUGCUUAAACCAUGUUCUAGCACAGGCAUAGGCAAACUCAGCCCUCCAGGUGUUUUGGGAGUACAACUCCCAUCAUCCCUACCUAACAGGACCAGUGGUCAGGGAUGAUAGGAGUUGUAGUCCCAAAACAUCUGGAGGGCCGAAUUUGCCUAUGCCUGAGCCUGGGUGAGCCUAAGCGAAGUCUCAAGCUCACACACUCUCCUUUCCUCUUCCUCUCACAUGGCUGGGAGAACAACUUCUGCUUUCAGUGUUCUGGUGCGUCAUGAUGUGAUUUAAAGGAUUUAACUCUGGAUAAGUUAAGCCAGCUAGCAUCAUAAACAUGGUUUGAAGUUAACUUGGACUUAAGCCACAAUUCCCAGUUCAUGCAUAACAACAAGCCCAGCAUUUGUGGAAACAGAACUAAGCAUGGCAAAAGUUCCCUUGCCUGAGCCAGGAUGAGUGCUGGGCUUGUGAACCAAUGUGCAUAGUGCUAAUUGUAACUUAGUUUUUGGCUUUCUGUUUUAAAGGGGCACAAACCUAGAUAGCUGGAGCUUUGUUUAGGUUGUGUGGAGUCAUGCAGUCCUGAUCUGUCCAACCUUGGCAGGUGCAAGUUUAACAGUGGAAUAGAAUUCAUUGGCUCCUUUGAGGCACCAGAGGAGCUUCCAAGUGUGGCUGACAUUUAAAAACACUCCUUUCCAUGCAAAGCUAUAGUGAAAUGGUAACCGAGACACAACUGAUCAUGUUUACAUAGCCUCAUUUAUUCUAAAUAAAAUAAAAAUAAAAUGCCCAUAUAACAAGCAUACAACAUGACCACUUCUUCAUGUGUUAUAUGUUUUCCCCAUGAUCAAAGCGUAGUCCUAAUAAAUUACUACAGUACUUUGCUUUGCAGUAGCACAGAAGACUUGCUGUAUCUGGAGUCAGAGGUAUCCAAAUAUGGGAAGUUAAGGUAAAAUUGUGCAAUACAGCUGUCUGCAAAAUUAAUUUGAGGCCUAACUUUCUGUAAUUUUAUUGAUGAAAUCACCAGUGUGGUUUAUCAAAGGAAUCUCAGUGUGCCUCUUCUAUUUCAGAUUGGGGGGAAACCGAUAAGGACAAAUAAUUAGAGCAGGCAUCCCCAAACUCGGCCCUCCAGAUGUUUUGGGACUACAACUCCCAUCAUCCCUGACCACUGGUGCUGUUAGCUACGGAUGAUGGGAGUUGUAGUCCCAAAACAUCUGGAGGGCUGAGUUUGGGGGUGCCUGAAUUACAUGAAUAAGGCAAAAUAUAUUGCAUCAACAUUUUCCAAUUAUCACAACUGAAUUAUCUAAUUGCAAGGUUACAGAGCAAAGUUACUGUGGCAUCAAUUUCUCAAACAUGACAAUAUCUAUUUUACUUCUCUGUAUUAAACAUAGAUGUUGUAAGAACACUUUAUUUUCAGAUCAAAUCCAUAAUCGGAUGCUUCCCCACUCAAGCCUCUUGCUAAGAACAUUAUCAAACCAAUUUAGGUAAACAAAUUUAGGGGAGAUUAUCU
Zootoca vivipara (common lizard) is the source of this 10946-nucleotide messenger RNA. RefSeq names its product lysophosphatidylcholine acyltransferase 1 (gene LPCAT1). The record is from RefSeq and is a predicted model, not a curated record. NCBI's taxonomy places the organism in Eukaryota, Metazoa, Chordata, Lepidosauria, Squamata, Lacertidae. Gene Ontology annotation, cellular component: endoplasmic reticulum. Gene Ontology annotation, molecular function: calcium ion binding; 1-acylglycerophosphocholine O-acyltransferase activity; lysophosphatidic acid acyltransferase activity.